Oppia nitens is the source of this 2222-nucleotide messenger RNA. Its product is annotated as bromodomain and WD repeat-containing protein 1-like. Gene Ontology annotation, cellular component: nucleus. Gene Ontology annotation, biological process: regulation of transcription by RNA polymerase II; regulation of cell shape; cytoskeleton organization. The record is from RefSeq and is a predicted model, not a curated record. Lineage: Eukaryota; Metazoa; Arthropoda; Arachnida; Sarcoptiformes; Oppiidae. The transcript is spliced from 8 exons. Bases 160 to 2124 code for a protein of 654 amino acids. Gene Ontology annotation, molecular function: protein binding.
AAAACCAAAACACAUUGCGUUUUGAUUGUUUGAAUUGAAUUGUUAUUAAUAUUGUAUUGUUUUCCACAUAACUAUCACCACAACAACUGAUCCAACGAUUCAUUUACAACAACAACAACAACAUCGACAACAAUAACCAACACAUGUCUUCAGCGGAUAAUGGUUUCAAACGCGACCACUUCUUCUUCAUCGUCAUCAUCAGCGGCGGUGAAGACAAACUAUACGAUUAAAUUGAAACCUCUUUGGCAUUCGUCUCAAGUCUACUGUCUUUGUUUUGACCGGUCGUCACGUUUUGUUUUUACGGGCGGCGACGACGGACGAGUCAAAGUCUAUUGCUGUCAAACGGAUCGAUUGGUCAGAUGUUUGACCGACAACAGCAACAGCAGCGGUGGCAACGAUGACGAGUACGCCGAUGAAGUUGACGUACUCUGUCGGACAAUAGAUUGGGAAACGGAUACCAACAUCGAGGCCAAGUUCGAGACCGAAUUGGCCCGAUUUGCCAUCUGUGACUUAGCAGUUAACUACGAGAAUACAUUGGUGGCCGCAGCCAAACAUACGGGUUCAGUCUCGGUCUGGAGUCUCAAAACGUUUGACUUAAUUGCCAAACUUGAUGAACAAGUUUAUCCCAUUCGGUCCAUACAUUUUUCACCCGUUUCUAUGGUCGUCAACAACGAUCAGAAUAAGAAGUAUCUGAUAUCGACAUCGGAAGACGGUUUCAUCUAUUUCUAUGCCUACGACGACAAGUCAUUGAAAUUUACAGCCAAAGCUGUUCACCGGAAAACCCGAUACGAUAACGAACGGGCAGUGAAUGUUUGUUGCGAUUAUUCAACGGGUGGCCUAUUGUUGGCCGUUAUUCACACGGCCGGCCAUAACAGCGAUGAGCCAGUGAGGCCGUCAUCUAAGCUAACGAAUUUGUUGGCCAAAAAAUCUGUCCAAUCGGUAAUACGGGUAUUCAGUUUGACUGACGAACAAUUCGGAGCCAAAGAAGAGUGGAAAUGUAGUCAACAUAAGACACACUUGGAUUGUGUUUAUUCGCUACGGUUUUGUCACAACUCAUUCCGGUUUGCCUGUACAUGCGAUCAGGACACCAAUGCUUAUGUCUGGAGCUUUGAUAAAGCAAACAAAAAAUGGGAUUCAAUUAUACUCGACAUCAAUGCUAAGCAAAACAAAAAGAGUUUAAGAGGAAGUCCGAAACAUCAGUUGACCGAAGAGUUGACAUUUGUCGAUGAACUGACGUUCAGCUGCGAUGACCGCUAUUUGUUAACUGAUUUGACCGAUUGUUCCAUCAAAGUGUAUGACUCGGAGUCCGGCGAACUGGUCCGACAUUUCAAUACUCAACAUACGAACAAAAUUUCGAUUAUUGAAUGUCAUCCGAUUGUCGGACAUAUGUUUCUGACGGCAAGCUAUGACUCGAAUAUCUUUAUCUACGAUAUUCUUCAGGGAGUUGUUGUCAAUCGGUUUGACUGCUGUUUAGUUAGCAACCGAUUGGACGGCAAUACUGUCUUAACGAACGGCCAGUUGACUGAAAUCCGUCCACUAAUACUUCAGUGUUCGUUUAGUGCCGACGGCCAGACAAUAGCAGCCGCCGAUAAUUUGGGUAACGUUACAGUGUUUACCGCUGACCGCCAGAAACGUAUCAUUUCAUCGUUGGAUCGAUUGGAGGCAGAACUUCGACGAAUUCAUUCAGAUAGUAGUGAUAUAUAUUGUGAUAAUAAUUAUAGCGAUGUCGUCCUCACCACCGAUGAUAUCACUAUUUGUCGACAAAAUGAUAGCAAUUUUUUGCGAUCGCUGUUCGACUUUGAGUUGGAUCUGCUUCACGGCAUUGAAAAGCCAUCGCCGAAUAAAACAAAUGUUCAACAAAACAGUGAUCACAGGAAAGCUGUUAAACACAAACCUCAAGAUAGUAGUAGUAGUGUUGUUGUUGGCGUCAAAAGAAGUCUAAAAUUUUAUAACAACAACAACAAUACCACCAAAACACCAAAAACUGAUUCAUCAAAGAUGAUGACAAAUAAUUUAUCGCCAAAAAGGCUGAAGACAUUGCACCACAAAAAUUCACCAAAAGUUCAAAAAAAUAAUAACAACACUAAUAAUAAUAAUAAUACUAAACGAUUCACUAAACAGUGAUAAUCAUAGCAUAACAUAUCAUUUGAUUAUUUUUCUUCUGAUUUUUUUAAUAAUAAUUCCUAUUAUUUAAUUCAUAUGUAAUUAAUUGAUAAUUAAUA